AUGAAAGACAUUGAGGAUUUUAUUUUCACCAACAAGCAGUGUAUUGCUGUUUGUUUGGCCAAGGUCAGUUGGUUUCACUACGAAAACUUUUAGAAAUUUCUACAAGAAACUUUCUUGAAACGAGGUACGGUAACAUAUGGAUUUUGUAAAAUAAGAAAGCUCAUCUGAACACAUUCUAAAAAUUAUUUCCUUCUUUGUGAUUUUUUCUCGUCUAGAAUCAAAUUUUCCUUGUUUUAAAACGACGGGAUGUGGCACUUACAAUGUGGGCGAAGCGGUCGCGAUGCGUUUUCAGCGCCAAUUCGAAAUUAUCGCCUAAGUUGAUUCUUUUGAUUAUAGGGAUUUAUAUACAUUUAUUUGUUUUUUUGAAACCGGAGCAAUUCAUUUUGAAAUUUUACUCAUGCCAAUUAGUUUUUUUCAUCAACAGAAAAAAGAUCCGAAAUUGUUUUGAGUUUGAACUCGCGACCGCUUUGCACGUUUCAGGUGCCCUUCCAGACCGUGAAAAAUGAAUUAUUCAUAAGAAAUUCUCUUUUUUUAACAAAAUCACCGCCAAGCUUUUGAAUGGUUACCAUACCGUAUCAGGCGGAGAAGACGACUUUGUCGCAAGUUCGUUCUCUUCUUUGCGUCAACGACGACGGCCAAAAGUUCGAGGAACAGACCCUGAGCCACAAUGUUCGCGCGUCGCUCAUCGCCGUCGGCAAUUUCCUGCUUCAUUCGCACGGAAAGGUGACGUCAUUCGUCGCGAAUCCCCUUGGAGAGCCUAUUUGCAGUUUGCCGAUGAACUCGUUCCUCUGCUCGUCCGAGCCUUGGGCUCCUUGCCUCACAUGAAGUGGGUCGACGACGGCCUCGUCAACAAGAAUGACAGUACGGCUUCGGUUUAUCACGAAAUAAAAAAACAGAAAAAAAUAUUCCUGCUAAGAUUUUUUUGAAGCUUCUAAUUUUUUUAAAAGUGGUGUGGUUCACAUUGAACAAUAGCAUGGCAAGGGAUAAAAAGAAAAAGUUUAAAAAAAACAUAUUCUUUCCAUGUAUAUUUUCUGCGCUCUGACGACGAUGUUUUUCAGACGUCAGUUUUAUAUUCCCAAUCCAGUAGUUAUGGAAAAGUUCUGAAAUAAUUUAGAAAUAAGGAAAUUUUACUUCUUGGAGCCCAUAAAGCAAUUUCUCACACGACGAUUUUUUCUCAUCUUAUUUCACAUAGAUUCAAGUUUUAUUUUAUAGAAGUCCCCAUUCAAGAACAGUUCUCCUUCUGUUUCAACACUGUCCUCAGUGAUCUCGCGGCGCGACUCCCCAAGUUCCGAGAAGCUAUUGUCAGCGCUCAGGUUAGCAUUAUGCCUGAAAAUAAAGACUCGAAUUUCAAAAAACUUGAAGGCCGACGCAUUGGCUUGCGUCGUCAGCAGCGUUGAGGAUAUCGUGAAAGACACCGACGAUUUGCAUCAAAAUGGAGGUUUUCUGCUACUUCUUCCCGAAAUCGAAAACUCAUUGUUCAGCCCAUUCGAUGAAAUUGGUCUGUUAUGCGCUGGGGCUGGUCCGUUCGGUUGGCCGUUUUUCCGCCGACUACAGUAACCCACUCAUCAGCUAUAUUUUCCCCUUGCCGGUCGAUGAGCCGCACAAAGAUUAUCCAGGAAGGAUCAGCCGGUGCAUAAAUAUUGGAAUCGGUUGAAGAAAAAUUAAACCUACAAAUAUUUGUGAAAUGAAAGGCUUUUUGAAAGGGGAGAAAGGAUAGAGAGUUGUUGUUGAGGUUUUUUAAAAAUUGAAACUAAAAAAGCAUAGUAACUUCCAAACCUUUCAUUAUUCCCGGACCAAUUUGCUAAUUUUUUAAACAAUUUCAUUAAUUAUGCCGAUAAAAUAGCGGUUAAUGAAUAUUUCUCAGAAGGCUUCAAAUGCAACAGCAACGGCUCAGUACGGACGACGUCCUGACGGGUACCGCCUCUGAUUUAUCAGAGGAGAAGCCUUUCGACGCCUCUCGGUCUGAAGCUGAAACCGCAAUCUGCAGCGAAGCUCUCAUUCAGAUUCGCCAAGAUGUACAACAAACAUGGCGCCAGUUUCGCGGUGAACAUUUAUCCCGGAGGCCUGCAAUUGCCGAUGACCAGCCAUGAUCUUGAGAAGCUUUUUGACACUGUUCGUCGGAAUAUUCGAAACUCUUCUCAUAUCUGAAGUUUCUGUAGGUCCAAAGAAUCCUCAACAAAGAGCUGCUCACAACCCUUGACAACACUGCUACGGACGUGUUCAAUGUGAAAAAUGAAUCGAAAAUUGAUGGAAAUCUUGUUUUCAGGCCUGUUGUGUGAAAAGAUUCCCUUACAAGACCGUUUCGGAACUCUUCACUCUGAGUUGCUUGUGUCUACUGCGCGACGUCCUUGUCCCAUACAACGUCGUGGAAAGGGAAGCUUCCUCGCCGGUGACCGAGGCUUUUGCCAAGGAAGUGCGAGUUGUGAUGUUUCUACCGUACCUCGAGUCUUCUCAUAGGUCAACGCCUUCUCAAUCGGCAAGCUUUUGACGCUGGAGACGUUGCGUCUGAACGCAGACGAGGACAGAGAUCGAGCCGGUCGUUCGAUGACCCGAGAUGACACUUUGCUGGCAGUUUCUCGUGUUCGGCUCAAUGUUAGUACCCAUCUUUUCAAUAGAAUAUUUAUUGGAAUAAUUUUCGAAACUUGAACUUUUAGAUCUUUAUUUCAAGGAAAAAGUGACAAUUCAGAAGGUAAACGUUUUUUUUUUUCAAACAGUUUUUUUCAAGACAAGUUUCCGUUUUUUUUUUUAGUUUCAAGAAAUCUUAAAUUAGACUUCUAGGAACUUUGUAUAUAAUUUUCUUGGCGAGAUUCAGACUUUAUACUGACUAUACCUUCCUUGACAGAGAUCGAAACUUUUUUCUAACUUCCUGUCUCUUUCCAGGUUCUCGCAGCAACAGUAUCUCUGCAGCUGAUUGUCUGGGCGGCAGUUGAUGACAUUGGUGGGAAUUUCAACCUUUUUUUCUCGAAUAAAUCACACAGUUUCUUCAAAUGUUUUGUUGAAUUAUGAAUUGAAGAUUCGGACAACGUUUGCCAAGUAAUGAUGGGAAGACUUUUCGCGUCGCCUACUUCCAGAGUUUCUCUCACACAGCUCCCGCUGGCCCUCUGUGCUCUUUCUUCCUUGGCUGGUAUCCAAAAGUAUUCACUAGCUCCCAUAAAUUCAAUGAACACGCUUGAGGAAUCGCCGAGAAGUUUCCUGCGGUCUCUACGGCCACCGUCGUCCCUCAACUCUCGCGAUUUCUUCUGGAGCCGGCCUUGAUCUUGACCAAACUUGCUUCCGAAUCAGUUCACCUGAUCUAUAGUUUGUUACCAAUAAUUGGUCCGUUCAGAACCUCGACAAACGAGCCAACGAGGCGGACAAACGCGAGGUCGAGUCGGCCAACAAAAGGAAGCAAGCCUUGGAGUCGCUUCGAAUCACGGCAAUCCGUUCUCUUUGUCGGUGGGACUUGCAAGAUCCUCUUCUUAUACAACUGAUGGUUCUUGAGAGCCCUCAAGUCUUCGGUCAGCGUCGAGCCGGCAUGUGUCCAGGCCUGUCUAGCCAGUCUUUCUUCUAAGCUUUUCGUCUGCUCCAAUGCCAGCAAUUUGUGAGUAUCUACGGUCCUCGAAAACGCAACUUCAGAGAUAUUUUCUGAAAUAAAACUAGAAAAGUUGAAAACCGUAUGCUUUCCACAGCAGGUAGAACUUUCCGAAAUAAGCAUGGAAAUGAAUUUUUAAUGUGCGACCUUUGUUAAAAUUGGCUUAGUUCUAUUGAAACCUCCAGGAAACUGUUGUAUACGUUUUCAUGGUCCAAAGGGGUGAAUAUAAAUUUUAAAUUAAGUAUUGAGGUAUAGAAAUAAAUGAUAGUAUACGGUAAAAGUUAUCAUUACAUAUUUUGGGAUUUUAAACUUACCCACUCAAUUUCACACCUCAUACAGAGCUUUUCAUAGUCUUUCUGAAAGAUCUCCGAUUUUCACACGAUUCUAGCUGUUUCCUUCAUCGAGUAGCUAUCCUAACUGCGUUUUUUUGCGUUUUUUUUUUUCGAUACAAAAGUCGAUUAAGAUUUCUAAAAGUUAAAGCUUUGUUAAAAACCUAUUUUAACAUCCAUUCUAAUUUUAGAUCGCAUAGCACGGACACCAGGUAAAUCGAAUAUAUUUUGACCUUUUCAAUGUCUCUCCAGCAUGAGGAAUGUGAUUGAUAUUUCUAAAGUUUCUGAACCCUCACUUUUUUUCAUUAUCUUGAGCUCCUUUUGUGGCGAAUCUGUGAUUGGCUCUAUCAGAACUGGUGAAAUGAUUGAUUUUGGAGCAAGUCUGAAUUUUGGCCAGGAAAUAAUUCAGAAAAAAAUAAUUUUCCAAAUUGAAUGUAUUCUAAUUUGAUUUUUUGAAAAAACUCGACGUUUUAUUUGAAACUUCUUCAAUUGUUUUUUUAAAGUCCAAAUUUCCAUAAACAAAAGUUUGGGCAUGUCUUAAGUCUAAAAAAUGCAUUGCAAAUUUUUCGAAUGACCCAUAGGAAAUUAUAUUGUACGUUUUUUUCAUCCAUUUACCAGUUUUAGGAUGGACAGAACCCUUAUUCGAAGAUAACAUGUGACCUCUCAAACUCUUCUCCUUAUUGUGAUACAUAGAUUUUCCCUUUGCGCACGGUUUCUCGAAUGUAAACACUUUUAAAAAGGAAAAGAUAUCAAAAGUUGUUUCAGCGUCGUUGCAUUGGUCUGCGAAAACGCGAUCAUGACGCUGGGCGGGAUCGGAGUCGCCCUCGUCGGGUCGAGCGAAGUCCCCGACAUGGUCCUUCAGAUUUACCUGCAGCGGUAAAGGAAGAUAACAUCAAAAGUAUGAAAACCUCAAUUCUUGUGAAGAUUCGCCAGUCCGCCUUCCUACUUGGACGUGGUCAUGGUCCGGUGUCUGGCUGACAUGUGGAUCGCUGGAGCGGUUUGUAUUUCUUCUGUUUUUCGUUUGUUUUUCGUUUGUUUUUCAUAGUUCUCGAGCUCGUAGUAUUGAAACCAAAGUGCUGCUUUCAGUGUGAUUUUCUUGCGAAGCUUUGAAUUAACUGGAGCUCGAAUCAGAGUUUUAAUUUUUUUUUUUAAAGUUACACUACCUUCUUUUUUUAAGACGUUCUAAAAAGAUAAAAAAGAGGCUACCAACCCUAAUAAUUCUUAUGAAAUUUAACUCAGCUCGCAUGGUCAUGAAGACUUAUGAAGCCCGGCUGAAAAGUUUUGAAAAAAAUAUUGUUUCAACGGAAUUAUGAUACGGAAAAGCUCUUCAGAGGUCGAUCCACGACGGCGUGAUGAAGCUCUUCACGCAGAUCUGCAUCGAAUCGAGCAACCGCGUUUAUUCCCAGGACACCACUGAUAAUCACGAACAACGCUAUACGUCAGUGAAAUGACAAAAGGAGGGAGGAAGUUAUUAACUGAGCUGAGAAAAAAGAAAUAGCCGUUUAGCUGUAAUACCACUUUUGGUGUGAGUUCAUUAAGUUGAAGGAACCUCUUACGAUUUUUUGGGUGUUUCUUCUAAAAAUCCAUUUUUUUAAAAACGCUGAGAAUAGGUUGAAAAGUGAUGAAGAAAUCAGGUGGAAGUCCACUUUUAAAUGGCUGUUGCAGUUGUGGGAUGUUAAACUGAAUGAAAAAGAAAAUGUGGUUUUUCAAGACACGUCUCGUUGGCUGUGGAUAUGGCGCUGAGCAAAAUGGCGGAGGGCGUUCAGGAAGACGAAGACAAACAGGCGCUUCUUGUUAGGUGCUGAUCAAGCUUCAUUUCAGAUUUUUGAAAGAGUUUUCAUUUUUGUUUUUGAGAAAAUACAAAUCAGAUUCAUCCUCACAGAGACUACACGAAAAAUAAAAUGAGACUUGUCAUCAAAAUUUUUUAUUCUGAACAUCCUGCUCAAUGGAAGUUUUAGAUGGCCGGUUUAAUUUUUGAAAACUCGGCCAAAGUGUACUUCAGCGUCCCCUGAUACCAGUACGUUGAAAUAAUUUAGAGAGAUGUUUUGCUAGAAAAUGUAUUUAUUACUGACAUGGAAUCAGGAGACUAAAGUAAACUCCAACCACGAUCGAUCAAAAUUUUAACCGACCGGCAAAAAAAAAAAUCACAUUUACUAGAAUUUUUCCCGCAAACAAGUUUGAAAAUUUUAACUUUCAAACUGCGCUUUAUGAACUGGUCUUUCAUGGAACUUAUUCUGCCUUUACCAGUUUCAGAAAUUUCCUCCAUUUUCUAAUUUCUUUCAGACUUCUCGAACUGUUCGUCCAGUUGGGAAUCGAAGGUCGUCGUGUUGGAGAAAAAGUAUCAAAAAGCACCGUCAAGGUUCCAUAUUUUCCCGUCAUUUUCGGCAUCGAAGUUCAACUCAAGUUUUUGAAUUUAGUUGGAGUUUUUUUCAAAUUUUCAAAACUUGAAAACUGAAACUUGACCAUUCGGGGAAAGGUGACGAAGCCGCUUUAGCCUCGACUUUUCAUUUUUAUAUUUGUUUUAGUUCUUUCAAUUCUGUGAUAGAAAUUUGCAAUUUAGCUGACUAUAGUCGCGUUGUCAACAUCGGUUAAUUCCGUCAAGGUGAAGGCAAAAUUUGAAUUCGAAAUUCAUUUUGAUCGCUUUUUGUCAUUGUUUGUAACAGUAGCUUUUGUCUCCGCCGAAGAAACUCCCAUUAUUUUGACAUUGUUUCGUGGUCGUUCCUAUUAUUGCCAAAUUUCGGGCAUCAUAUUCAAAUUCGUAUCUAAAUUAGUUUGUGCUAGCUUUUAUGAAUGCUGUCAUGCAAUUUCCAGCAUUUUUUCGGAUAGUUCAUCACAAAUCCCCAUUUUCUAGUUUUCGCAGUCUUCAUAUUUUAGUUUGUGGUUCAGAUGUCCACGAGUGCAGGAAACCUCGGCGUUCUGAUGCCGAAAAUAGCUUCGCUCCUCCGGAGAAUGCAGCCGAUCACUUAUCCCACGACACGACUAAAGAACCUUUUCAGGUAACUGAAACAUUGGAGGAAAACAGUUGAAAGGCUUUUUGAAGGGACUUUUGGUUCUACUGCACCGUCUUGGGCUUCGACGUCGAGUAUUCUGGUAUUCUGAAAAAUUCUGAAGAUUUUUGAAAUGAGUUUCUGAAGGUCUGUGGCCAGAAGAAUGGUUCAACGCCGUCUGCGAGACGGCGACGAAGACGCCGAUUCUCGUCGCCAACGAGAAUCUUCGCUCCGAAUUAAUCGACAACGCCGCCAUCCGGAGCGACUCCAUCUCUCCGGUCAGUCUGAGCGGUUCUGGUCUCAUUUCGAGGAGAAAAACUUCACGUGGAAUGUGUCGAAAGGGACCUUCCAAUGUAUUUCUUGAGAAUUAUAACAUUUUCAGUUUCAAACUUAAAAGGAAUGACAAUAAAAUUUUUAUCAUUGGUUUAACAAAAAAUCAUUUUCUUCUCAAUGUGUUUCUCAUCCAAAAAGCCCAAUGAACAACCUCCAAGCGGGAGAAAAUAAAGUUAUAUUAAGUCUGUUUCUUCAGACUUGUAUUUUUUAAACUAAACGUAUUCAGGUUCGAUUUAUUGGUGGUACUUGGAAUGUUUAUUUCGCUCAGACCGAUUUAUUUUUUUUUCCAUGGAUCCAAACGUAUAUUUAAAACUGGGCAAUAUAAUAAAUAAAUGAGCUUCAAAAAAAUGAUUUUGAUAGUUUGAAUUGUGUGUAGACGAUGUUGAAGCAUGAGUUUGUAGACUUUGGAAAGCCCAAAUCAAAGAAGUUUCAAAAUUCCUAAAUUUCCAGCAAGAGCUCCAAGAGUUCCGCAACACUGUCUGCGGGGAACUGAAGCAUCCCCCAGAAGUCGUCCCUCUUGUCAACCGAAUGGACUUUGCCCAGUGCACUUACCUUCUUUCCGUCAUUAGAAUGGAAACCAUGCGUGUUGUCAGUCUUUUUCCGUAUUUCAAUCUUCAAAUUAUAACUUCCAGGUCCAUGCUGACUAUCCGAUCGCUGUUCAUUGUAUUUUCAAAUAUCUGGAAGAAAAGUUGGCUGAGAUCCAAAGUUUUUGAACUGAGAAAAUCGUUUCAGAACGAUCCGGAAGGACAAAGCUGGCAUGUGGGCGUGUCUUCUCGCUGCCGCGCCUCUUAUCUUCGACGCCUACUUAGACUCUCAGAAGAAGGUUUCGGUUUGAGAAGUACGAAAAAGGUAAGAAACGGGCUCAGAAAACGGAUGACGAAGCGACGGAAAGCGCACUGGUCUAUCACGUACAGUUUUUGCUAUUCCAGUUCAACCACAAUCUUCGUGAAGUUUCGGACCGAAUGUUAUUGAGAACAAUGUCUUUGUUCAGGUCAGGAGAUGUGCAGAUAUCUGCCUUUCCCAUUUGGUCGACCGAUUCCCCUAUCUUUUGUGGAAUGGAACUGUGCUCACUACAGCCUUGAGACUUUUGCAGGUUCUUUUUUCCGUGAUGAAAAUAACUCACUUACAGGGUCAUAUUUUAUGACAGAUAGAGAGUUUUUCAGAAACUCUUGAAUUUUUCGAAGUUUCAUUAGAAAGAAUAUAUUUUAGGCGCUUCAACAAAACCUGACCCAAGAUCCGAUUUGCAAAGAACCUCAAUUCACGAUGCGAGGCUUCGAGUGGGCCAUCCAACUCCAGGUAGACAUUUCUGUAAGGGCUUCCAGAGUGAUAACUUUGAAGGACUCUAUCGAUGGCCGAAAAUCUCUUGUGAAUGACUUUUCGAUGCGAUGCAAGCAGAUUUUGCAAGAGGCCAUCAAAUGGGCGCCGGACAGCACUCAUAGUCAUCUUUUGGUUGGUUUUUCAAGAAUUUUCAGACUCAUUUUGACCAAUUGUUAAAUACUGGGGAAGAUAUCGUUAUUUCGUUUUUAAUCAUCGUUGAGAAGCAUGGAAGGCACUUUUCGUCAUAGAAAGAUUCUAAAAAGCUCAAGACAUCUAAAGGGGUUAUUUUUGAGCUUUUAUUAAAAAAUUCAGGAGUACGUCUCCAACUACGGCGGAACGAGCAACUUGUCCAUGCAACUGGCCUUGGACGCGGUGAACGAAGGUGGAAGAGAGCACGCGAGUAGCUCUUACCUGGCAGGACUUCACAAAAGGAGCUUGUACCUCGGACAAGUACCGUAGUCCCUCGAGGAUACCGUAGGAUAAUAUUUUUGUAGGUGAAAGGCAUGUUGGCGGCUCGUCUCAGCGACAAUGAACUAGAGGCUGAGAGAAUGCUUAUCGACCGGCUGGAAGCCAGCUUUUUGCGAGCUUGCAAGUAGGGUUUUCUUCAAAAACAAUUAUUCGAACAAAUCGUAAAAUGAUAUAUCAAAGUCAUACGAAAACUCAUUGUUUCAUCAAUUGAUUUUCCUUUUCAAGGUCCGGCUACGAUGAAGAAAUGGAACAAGCAGUUCUCCUUCUCACCGCCCUUUUCGUCUCUUUGAACCGUACUUUCUCUAGCUCCUCAGUGAUUUCAAGUUAUCUCUCAGACCUGAAUGACCGAAUUUUGACUCUUUUGGUGAGAACCCCUUUGUGCAAUUUCACAGAAUCUACCAUGGAACUGUGUGUCAUGAGCUGGAAUUGGCUUCUCUCCGCUCGGCCUGACGUUCAAAAUGUGGUAAGCUGACAAACAUAAACUGAGCACCAAGGAACGUUCAAAAAUGAAUUUGUUUCAUUUUCUACCAGUUUCGAUUGUUAAGAGAACUGUAUAAGAUGUCGCAAUUUUGGGCAGUUUGAGACUUCCAUAAUCUUUUUUUUGGUACAUCAAUGAGCUUCAUAGCCAGUUUGUCAAGAAAUUCCUAACCGCAAAGGAAAUCGACUUCUCUUGUGAAAUGUUCCAUCAUAAUAAAGAAGCAAAGCAUUUCAGUUCUUGCAAGAGUUGGCGCGAGCUUUCGCGGAUUCUUCUCGAAAGGCAAUGGGCGUCUUUGAAAGCGACAUCGACCAGCCGUCUCCGCUGUGUGAACAACUGGAAAGACCGCGAACGCCACCUAAUUUCAGACCUCAUCGCGGCUGGGUUGAAGUAAACACUUGACUUUUUUUCGAAGUUAGGUAGAAAACUAGAAGCGGUUGCUGCUAUGUAACUGAAAAGAUUUAUGUCAUGGUUAUGUCAGUCAGCAUAAUUUUCGAUCAGUUUUGGCACAUUUUUGUUUGUCGUUUUGUACCUUGCCUCAAACGCUUCUUAUUCUCUCCAAAUGUCAGUUCAUCGCCGAGAGAUGCGACGUGGCCAAAUAUUCCUCACGGGAGCAGCUCGAUGUUUUGGAGAUGAUGUUCGCUCAGUCGCUCUCUCUAUCUGUAGGAAAAUCGUCGACCACUUCGGCUACGGUCCCUGGAAGCAUACCUGAUAAUCAAGGUGGUUCAACGGCUUCUUGAAGGAAACUCAUAGGUUUCCAGCCCAAAUGACGAGAUCGAUCGAAGCCGUCGGAGUUCGGUUCCGCCUGCUCUCGUGUGUUCUCGGGCUUCUCCAAGGCGAAGCUUCCAUUUCGAGGCCUUCCAACGUUCUCAUUCGUCAGCGCGUCUAUGCCUCGGCUCUUCAUUACUUCACGUAAAUAUUAUUUUAUGUUAAAUUAAAGAAGCCUCAAGAGGAACUUUAGCUCAGGGCUCCACGUAGUAGUUUCAGAACUUUGUCAAUUAAGCCCGAAACUUGACAGCUGAAGUCUAGGCUUCUUUUUAGCUGAUCUAAUCAAAAUACCAUAAUGCAAAUUUAUUUUCCUCUUUCUUCCUUUCGAAGUCAUGAAUCAGAGUCGCUUCAGAAUUCCUCCACAAGGACCGACACAGUCAGAAGCUCAACUCCGAGAAGACGUCAAUCUUCUUAUAUCGUUCUGGCAGGUGUCUUUCACAUUCCUUUCAGAUUUAUCUCACUUCAUUGUUUCUCCAGGUCCUUUACGCCGAUGGAAAGUAUAUCCGAAAAGAGGUCUUUGCUUCUACUGGUAGGCCGGAAUGAAAUCACUCCUUCCAUUUCAUUUUUUAAGACAACGAGCUGAAGCUUUCUCAAACGUUGUCACAAGUUCAAGGAGCCUAUAACAGCGAAACAAUCAAUCCUAGGUUUUUCGCAGAUGAAAACCAAGUUCGAGCAAAUGAUUAUUCAGAAACGUGUCCCAAACCUGGAACAAUGCGCCAGGUGCAAAUCUUACGUUGCCCCCUUCAUCCAACUACGUCAAUACCUUGACUUUGUCGCAGAAGUCGGCCGCUGUUUCUACUCGAAGUGGUUCGAAGCGAGAUUAAUCAAUGAAAAUCACUUAAAAUAUUCUUUCAAAGAAGCACAGACGAAUUUCGAAGAAGUUUUGGCGAAUAAGCUUUUUCAGUUUCAAUAGGCUCUUCAAAAUGUCUGCGCCUUAAAAUUUUUUGAGGUUCUUCGAACAGCGAAAUAGAGAUAGAAUUCGGCGAAAAAAUACAUCUACUUCAAAUAUAAUGCUUCUGAAUCUUGAUUGAUUUUUAAAAAAGUUUAUCGAUUAUUUUUUGCGUCUACAGAUCCCGGAAGGUAUUUUUCAUUUUUACAAUAAGAUCAUUUUCUGAACUGAUUUGCUCAUGAUAACAGCACUUUUCUACGCUGGUAUGACGUAGGAUAGGAGUGUACGCAAGCCGGUGGAGGUCGGGUACACCAGUCUGCCAGUGGAGAGAGGCGGUGCGCGCGAAAUGUCGCAGUGAUUCUUACAAUCCAACUCUCAAGGCAAAGACGUGUGGACAAUUUUAUUAUGAGCGACGCUAAUUUAUCGAUUAAAGUACAGUUCCCAUAAAUCAAAUCAGUUUUGAUUCAAAUAAAGUUACAUUAUUCCUCUGAAGAAGUUUGAAAAAUCCUUGUUAAGGUGGAAAAACGGUAGACGGGAAAUUGUCGCAAGAUGGCGAAAAACAAGUUCGGAUCUUCAUGAAACGCCGAAAUUUGAUCCUUCUCCUAGUGGUUAGUCUUCAUUUUCUUCCACGCACACUGCGGCAGGGGGUAUUUGAGGGAAAUGAGGCGCCGACGCUUUCGGCCCAUUUAGUAUAGUGGUUAGUACUCCACGUUGUGGCCGUGGCGACGCAGGUUCGAUUCCUGCAAUGGGCAACUUUUUUUUUGCGAGCUUUUCGCAGCUAUUUUGUUCGACUUUUUGUGAAUUAUACUUGAAAAAUGAUUCUUUUCAUUCAUUUCGUUCAAGAUAUGAAUGCUUAAACUUCAGGCGAAUGAAAUUGAUCGACUUUGUGCAUGGUUGCAUCCGCUGUCGUUGUCACAGGAGGAAGGAGCACUUCCGGUGGAACAAUGGCUGAAAAGCACCUUGAUGGGUUCGUUUAUCGAGGAAAAAGUCUCAGUAGCCUGCACGGAGGCGAUUCCAGAACCGAAAAACGCAAAAUAACGGGAAGCAAGUUUCGAAAAAUAGUGUUAGAAGAAGAUUUUUCGACAAAAUUUUGGGUUGACGUACAAUUAAUUAUCCUUUUUUAAAAUACAAAAUUAUUUUUCCCUAACGAUUCGGCGUCUCAGUACUAGUUUAUAAACGCUCGUUAUUCUAUUUGAAAGAUGAAUAUCAAUAACAGGGAUUUUUCAAUUUUUGAGGUCAUUUUAUGUUUAAAGUUCACCUUCCCUUUCAGACGCUCGAACGGAAACGCGCGUUUUGAGAGACAGUGCCAAGCUCGCCUGGGAAAUAUCUCCCGAAUUGGCGGUUUAUCUACCGACACGGUUUCAUUCAAAUUUAUCGUCUAAUCUGAUUUUUCGGCUCCAGAUUCCGGACGUCUGAAGCGCUCCGGCUAGCCGUCCAACAAAUGAUAAGAAUGCAGCCGGAGGCAGUUUGCCAUUUGCCCGAUGCUCUGCCGCUGUUCCUCGGCGAAACCACCGUCUUUGAAAGUGCUGAUGUGGGUCUGGAAUGGGGUGUUCCGUUCUAAUGAAGAUAAUUAGAUCUCCCAUGUUCUGACGUGGGCUCGUUGUUCGCCUGUGAUGGCUUUAUCAUUGCUCACUCCGAGACAAUUCCCCCAGCAUCCGAUCACAGUUCAGUACGCUGUUCGAGUCCUAAGGUCUUUCAUUUGGUGUUUUCGUUGAGUGGAAAGACAAUUUUAGGUCAUAUCCAGCCGACGCCUUACUCAUGUACAUACCUCAGAUUGUUCAGGCGAUUCGGCACGACUCGGUUAGUUUUUCUUGUCCUUUUUUGAUAGUUUCUAUAACAAAGUUCGAAAAAAUAAAUGAUAGUAUAGCCGGGAUUAAAAAGUGUUACGGAAAAUAAACAACAACGGACACAUGUCUUGGAAGUAAUGGAAAAAGAGCCGCGACAGUCCAAAGAAAGUGCGCUCAGAGGAUGAUCUGAAGACUGAAAACGAACUUAAAUUUAGUUUAUACUUCUAGAUUUUUUAAGAUAAAUGAAGCGACACAGUUUUCUUCCAAGUCUUCAAAAGCUUUUAUAUAUUGAGUUUGAGAAAAACGUUUAAAGAUGGGCUACGUGGCUGAGCUGAUCGUUUGGCUGGCGGGACAUUCACAGCUUCUGGCCCAUCAACUCAUCUGGAACAUGCAGACGAACAUGUACAUGGACGAGGACUCGAAAAACAAAGACCCGGUCUUGUUUGACGCCCUCACGGAUAUCACCAAGAGGGUGUGGAUCAACUUGUAAAAAUAUCUCAGAAAACUAAAAUCUUAGAUAAUCAACCAGUUGGAAGGAGCUGCCAGAAGGUUCCACGAAGCCGAAUUUUCGCUUUUCCAUCAGCUCACCGCCAUUUCUGGUACCAUCAAACCGUAUCCGAAAGGAGAUGCGAGGAAAAAAGCCUGUUUGAAAGCUCUUGCCGAGGUUUUGGAUCUCGUAGAGAAAAUGCUAAACUCUCCAAUAUCUAAUAGGUCAAAAUCGAAACCAUCAGCUACUUACCAUCGAAUCCAGAGGCGAUUUUACUCGACUUGGAUUAUUCCAGCGGAACGCCCAUGCAGAGGUACCUUUACAUUAAAAAAAAAUUCUGUGAAAGCAACAUCUGAAGAAAACGAAAAAAAGUAGAAAAAAAAAGAAUUCAAAUCAGGGAAAUUUAUCUAUCUUUCCUUCUGUAUCGGAUGCUCUUAUUUUUGAAUAAAAAAAACGUUUUCAGUGCUGCGAAAGCUCCAUUUUUGGCGAGAUUCCGAGUGAAACGAUGCGGCGUUCAGGAACUGGAAAGUUUGGGACUUGAGGUUCAUCACAGAAAUGAUUAAGGAAGACAUAUUGGUUUGAGGCGCAAUCCAAUUCGAAAGGAGAAAAGCCGCCGAAGACGUGUGAUCUGAGCGAGUUGCGAAAAGUUCAGGACAGUCGAGUCUGCUGGCAAGCGGCCAUUUUCAAGGUGAUUUAUUCUAAAAUCAUUUCUGUCUCUCAAAAGGAAACAAAAUAAAUUAUUUGAAGAGAAGGAACUUUGAUAUUUAACAAUAAUCGGUUGAGAAUCAUUUUCCCAAAAUUACCGUGUCUAGAAAUAUAGUUUAACUGAAAUCAAAUAUAUUCGAAAACUAAAAUUUUUUAGGUGGGAGACGACGUUCGACAGGACAUGCUCGCAUUGCAACUGAUGCAGUUGAUGAAGAAUGUUUGGGCCGGCUUGGGACUUCCUGUUCGAGUUUUCCCUUACAGGUAGCUGAACUUCAUCUAAGAAUCCAGUCAGCAUGAUCUUCAGAGUCGUUGCGACAUCUCCAGGCUGUGGCGUCAUAGAAUGUGUGCCCAACUCGAAAAGUCGAGAUCAACUUGGACGACAAACUGAUUUUGGUUCGAACUAAUGUCCAUUUACCGAUUUCAACUCAUUUUUAGGUCUUUACGAAUACUUCAAAACUACCUAUGGCGACGAAAGCAGCGAGUCUUUCCAGGUAUUCCAACUCGACGAAAACUCUCAAUGAAGAAAUGUACUCCAGGAAGCUCGACGGAAGUUUGUCCGAAGCAUGGCCGCCUACUCGGUGUUCAGCUUCUUGCUUCAAAUCAAAGAUCGGCACAAUGGAAAUAUCAUGAUCGAUUUGGACGGCCAUAUAAUUCACAUCGGUCAGCUUCUAACUUUGAAUUUAAACCAUAAGCCUUUUUCAGACUUUGGUUUCAUGUUUGAGAGCAGUCCUGGUGGAAAUUUGGGCUUUGAACCGGAUUUCAAGGUUUUUUUUUCUUUAAAGGAAAAGCCGAAUUGAAAAAAUCUUCAGCUGAGCGAAGAAAUGGUAGCGAUAAUGGGCGGAAAAAUGGAGGCAGUGCCCUUCAGAGAAUUCGCCAGCCUCUGUGUUCACGCCUACCUCGCUGUACGACCUUACCACAGGGUUUGGCGAUUUUUGAAACUUCUUCAACAAAAACUAAAACUACAAUGUCAAUUCGUGAGAAGAAAUAAAUCCAAAUCGCCAACCCGGUAGAAAAUACGCAUUCACGUGAAGUUAUCUUUAAAAAAAUAUAGAAUAACGUAUUUUGGCUAGUUAACUGCCUAAUUUUAACCUCAUAUCUGAUUUUUUCUUUUCGACUCUUCUGAAAAACACGAAACUUUUCAAAUUGAGAACAAUCUUUACCAGUGACUGAAAUACAUUCGGAAAUCGUCAAUGGCCGAGAUUUUUUUCACCCUUUGCGGCUUUUCCCUUUUUUGAGGCUUUUUAUUCCACUAAGAAUGAAAGACUCAAUAAAGGCCGCAAAACGGGACCCUUGUAGAAGCCAUUUUGCAGUCACUCCUUUUUGAAUUCGUUUCCCGCACUUUCGACUUUGGCAGUUUCUCAAUGUUUCUUUUCUUUUCCAGGCAUUCGUUUCAUUGGUCUCACUGAUGUUAGACACGGGUCUACCAUGUUUCCGAGGAAAAACCAUUCAACAACUGAGAGCCAGAUUCGCACCUGAAAUGGGAGAACGCGACGCUGCGAAGUUAGUUCAAUUCGAUAUAUCGCACCUAAACCUGAUCUUCCAGGUACAUGCACUCGGUGAUCACCAACUGCUUCCUGAACAUCCGCAGCAAGAUGUACGACCAAUUGCAAUACAUUCAGAACGAGAUUCCCUACUAA
Messenger RNA from Caenorhabditis auriculariae, 15753 nucleotides. The record is from the annotation of a GenBank genome assembly. Lineage: Eukaryota; Metazoa; Nematoda; Chromadorea; Rhabditida; Rhabditidae.